CGACCUGCUUGGUAGUUAUCUUACUCGUGGAAUAGGUUAUACGACAUAAGUCAAAAUAUUUAAAAAAAUAUCUAAAUAAUCCGGUUCGUUAAGGCUACGAAAACAAUAUUAUGAUUACGUUGAAAUAAUUUAUUACUUUGUGACGCCUUUUAAUGUUCUAUUGAUCGACGAAAACUUGGAUAAUGGCUGAAAAUGUUGCUCAUUGCGAUGACGAGUUUUUACGUUCCAUCAAAACACUUCUCUGGGGUAGCACUGUCAAAGAAGAUGUCUUUAAACGGUGGGCUCAAGGGUUCUAUUUUAGUCCAGAUGAACCUACCGCAUUAAUACAAACAGAAGGCGGACCCUGCGCAGUAAUAGCACCUGUUCAAGCUUUCAUUUUAAAGCAGCUGCUUUCUGAAGUUGAUAUUUCAACCUGGAGAAGUAUAAAUUUAGACAAAUGUUAUCAGCUUCUUGUGCGAGCUGCUGUGGAAAUUUUAAAGCAAGUUGCAGGAGAAAACGGUCCAAAGUUUUCUAUCGUGUAUAUGGCGUGUCAGUCUGCAAACGAAGAAAAUGAAGAUAAAAGUAGAUGGUCAAUAAAAGUGUCAAAAAUAGAAAGCGAAGAUGAAGAAACAAAUGUAGAAAAUAAAGAGGUUGAUAAAAAGAAGGACAAAACGUUAAACAAAGAAGCGAACGAGGAUACCAAAAGCGUGCAUCCUGAUGUCUUUCAUUCUCAGUUGAGGUUAUUUACAACGAAUGUUUCGGAACAUGUGGAAGAAUUCUUAUCGGAGAGGUUGGAAAUGUUGAAAGACCGAUACGGUAUCUUAUUGCUUCUUUAUAGCGUAAUUGUUACAAAAGGUGUUACCGAAAUUCAUCUUGAAAUGCAGGAUUUAGAAAGUAAUGAUUUAGAAGCAAUGAUUGAUUCAACAUAUGGUUACGGUAGUCAAAGUCUCAUAAAUUUGAUACUUACUGGCAGGGCAGUCAGUCAUGUAUGGGAUUAUGAUCAAACCAUUGGAGAUCUCAAAUUGCGAGGAAUAGAUAAGCAGAAUUCUGUAGGAUUCCUUGCACUUCUUGAACAUUUACGUUACUGCGAAGUGGGGACGUUCUUAAAGUCUCCAUCACAUCCUGUUUGGGUAUUGGGUUCAGAAACGCACUUGAGCGUCAUUUUCUCUACUGAGAAAAGAUUGGUGAGUCCGGAGACACCUGCAGAACAAGCAAAAAGAGUUUUUAGAAAGUUCGAUCACGAAGGAAAUAAUUUCAUUCCUGCUAGCCUGUUGCAAGAUCUUCUUGCUGAACUCGGUUUAGUCGCAGAUGCAGAGUACGUUGAUAUAAUGAGGAAAAAAUUGGAUAGCGAAAACUUGGGGAUUAUUUUACGUUCUUCCUUUAUGGAUGAAUUCUUUCCCGAGGAAUCACGGACUUGUCCCGACAUAUUUCCGUUAUAUCAUUAUAAUGGCCUUCAACGUAGCAACUUCGAAAAUAAAGUGAUGUAUCGUAAAGGUCAAGCGGUGUUAUUGGAAUGUACAAUUAAGGGUAUUUUGGAAAGCAAUCCCAUGUUGACAGUACUUCAAACAAAGUGGCCCAGAAUCGAAGUCCAAUGGGACGAUGGACAGACUCCGAGCCUUAAUUAAUAUGUGUUGCUCAGAUUGUAUUUUUAACGAUAUUGUUGGAGUUUCUAUAUAAGGAAACCAGUGACUAAAUUAUAAAACGAUUUGAAAAAAGUGCCGGUCUAAACAACAUACAAUUUAACCAGGAAGAUGUUUUUAUGCUUGAUAAAGCUAGAGGUGUUCAGUUACAAAACUAUUAUUCAAUGGGGGAAAAACAUGUUAAAAACGUUUAAUAGUAAUUAGAAUUGGUUUUUCCAUUUUUAUUACGCCAAUACCAUAGAAAAUUGAAGUUAUUCAAAUACACUGUCCGACAAAUUCAAACUUUCUUUCUGCCUUUCGAUAACUACUGGAUGAUCGUUGUAGAGCUUCGCUCUCCAUAUAAGAAUCUGGAAGCCGAACUGCUCUAUCAUCCUCAGUUUUUAAAAAAUACGAGUUUUUGUAAAAGUUCAGGAUUUUUGUCGAAAACCUUGGGUUUUUAGAAAAACUCGUGUUAUUCGCAAACUGAGCAAUUCGGCUUUCAGAUUCGAGGCUCCACAAGAAUUACCCAGUGAUUAUUGAAAGACAAAAUUCGUGUCGGAUAGAGUUAUCUAAAAACGAAUUUAGUUUUUUACAAACGAAAUUCAAGUCUGAAAUAAAUCUGUGUCGCUGUUAAAUAAAAUUUUAAGUAUACUUUGUACACUAAUAUCACAGCGAUUAUGUUAUAUUUCUGCAAGUUUAGAAGAAACUUGGCAAUUUGUAUAUUAUCUAUUAGUUUAUUGUUUUUAUAUAACAUCAAAUAAGUUAUAGUUAUUUGAUCGUUUAAUUCACUCAAUGGGAGAGAAGGAACGUACUAAUCAAUAGAAGAAAAAGAAAAUUAAAUAGACGAAAAAUGAGAGAUAAGUAACAAAAUUUACAAGAUGAUUUUGAUUACUAAACGUGAAAUUCAUAAAUAACGCGUUCAGUGUAAUACAAAAUACGAAGUGUGGUUAAAUGCAAAAGAAUGAAAAAGAUAUAAAAUAUGUAACAAAGAGAAAUUGGGGUGCAAGAAGAAUGAGAAAGAAAAAUGAUAGAUGACUAUGUACAAUCUGCAUAAGUCGUACAUAAUCUAAAUAUAUAAUUUACUUUAAAGUAAUAGUCUAGUCACUUUCUACGGUUUUCAACAACGUUUUUUUUUACUAUUCCUAUAUUUCAGGUUGAACAUUAUAGUUAAAUCAAUUUUUGUAAUUUUUAUGUUAUUAUCUUCGGCAAUAUACAUAUACAUAAGUAUUUUAUCUGAUUGGAAAAGCAGGGAAAUACACGGGUACAAUAGAAUUUUUUAGGACUCUACUAAUUAAUUUUGUCCUGUCAGUAUUUAAUAAUUUAAAUUUGUUCUUUGAAACGUUUGAACGUAUAAAAUACAUUGAUUGCAUCAAUAACGCUGGUUUCAUUGAUUGACUUCGAACACCGACGAGAUGGUGUGAGAGAAUAAAACAAAUUUGAUUUAUAUAAAUUAACGUAUAGUUCUUUAAGUAACAAACACAGUAGGCGCAAGAUGUGGAAAUAAAUGUGAUGGGUUGUGCAGAAGACUCGUUCGUAAAGAUGUUUAUUCAACUGCUUGCUUCUUUCGCGCGAAAAGGUUCAAUACCUCUCAACCAACCAUCUCCUCUUAUUUCCGAAAUAUAAAGAGUCGGAAAAGCUAUACACACAUUUUUGUUUUUAACGCGGGGAAAUUCUCAUAGAUACUGGCUGCACGUGACCCGUUUGUAGGCAGUGCAUGGGGCGUGGCUUCGGGGCUUCUAUCCCUGGUGGCGGACUAGCUCACCAUAAUUUUACCCACUGCCGCUAAUUUACGGCCGGCAGUUAGGGGGCACCUCAUCCAUAGGUUCAACGUGGCCUGGAAUAUUCCAAGGUCAGCAUCUAAAAUCGACGACAUAGAAUUUCUUUCCUCCGCCAAAAUGGGAAAAAGGGCGAUGAUUUAAGAAAAGGGAUCCACCCUCGAAUCUUCGAAAAGGCGUUAUCUUUUCCGCAGACGCGUAUAAAUAUACCAAACAGACACGAGUUCGACACAAUCUGUAGAGAUAGCCACACGUCUUCGUUUCAAAUAAAA
Molecule: messenger RNA, 3645 nt
Organism: Colletes gigas
Lineage: Eukaryota; Metazoa; Arthropoda; Insecta; Hymenoptera; Colletidae
Product: ubiquitin carboxyl-terminal hydrolase MINDY-3 homolog
Exons: 5
Coding region: 183-1604 (473 amino acids)
Biological process (GO): protein K48-linked deubiquitination
Molecular function (GO): calcium ion binding; cysteine-type deubiquitinase activity; K48-linked deubiquitinase activity
Source: RefSeq, a predicted model, not a curated record